This is a messenger RNA of Pantherophis guttatus, 3005 nucleotides long. NCBI's taxonomy places the organism in Eukaryota, Metazoa, Chordata, Lepidosauria, Squamata, Colubridae. The record is from RefSeq and is a predicted model, not a curated record.
GAAAGACCUGCCGGAAAGUCGAAGGAAGGCUGGGUCAAUGAAGGAAGCUCGUCUUUUGCUUAGCUGGGACAAGUGAUGGGAUUGCAAGGAAUUUAACAACCGAUUCUCUGCCCUAAUGAUUUCUUCCAACAACCACUGUGCCAAACUGCUCAGAAAGUUAACAGCCGGUUCUCCCGAAGUGGUGCGAACCGGAUGAAUCCCAUCCACUGGCUGGGAUGUGUAGAAUCGAGGUUUCCCCGUUGCAACUCUGUGUGAUGGCAGCUUGGAAGAUAAAAGGAAGCUUUAGCCCCAUUUCCUUGUGUGGGUGCUAAUGUAAACACACAAAACACGUACCUUUUUUUUCCCACCUUCCUUUUUUAAAGAAACUAUCCAGAGCAAUGAUUUCAGCCCACGGUUAUCGCCGCGUUCAAGGUGCCGAGAGAUGUUCUCCGCUCGAUCAGAAAUAAAAAAUAAGCUGCUUUUGAAGAGUCAGAAUAGAAAAUCUGGCAGGGGGAGACUCUUAAAAUAUAAUCUUAUUUUUUUCUUUUUUUUAAAUAUAGGUUUAUGGAGGAGUUUUUGGGGAAGACGCAGCACUGAGCUUUUGUUCCCAUCUGGCGUUUCUCUGCCCCAGAUAUUUGUGGGUUGUGUCAGUCCCCACAUCCAGAGGGAAGGUUUUUGACAAGGGACUUACAGGCCACCCCCUAUAAGGGGCCCAUUUUUUUUUAUAUACCGGAGUUUAUGAAGCUUUGAAAUUUGGAGUUUUCCAGCCAUAAAAAAACCAGCAAGCUGUUGUUUCAGGAAGUUCUCGAGAUGUUGAGCAGGACCUCUGCGCCGGAUCUGCCAUCCUCUUGGUUCCAAGUCUUUCUGGGGAUGGUCUUCUUGGUGGGAUCUGGACAGAGCUGCUCUUUCAGGUGCAAAUGUUUGGUUCAGGAGAAAGUUGUCUUCUGCAACAGCCGUAAUCUGACCAUUGUGCCCGUCAAGAUCCCCCCGGAUUCAGAAUUCUUGGACUUAAGCCAAAACAGCCUUCGUACCCUACAUCAGGGCAUGUUCUCCCGUCUCCAAGCCCUAAAAGAGCUGGAUCUCAGCUACAACAUCAUCUCCAACAUUGAACAGGGGGCCUUCAACGGCCUUCAGAAGAUCAUGACCCUCCGACUAGCGGGCAACAAGUUGAAGAUGGUCCCAGAUGGGGUCUUCACAGGGCUGCCCAACCUCUCCGUUCUUGACCUGAGGGACAACAAGAUCCUCGUCUUCUUGGAUCACACGUUCAAAGACCUCUUCACUCUUGGGAGCCUGGACAUAAGGGACAAUCCUCUGGUCUUGAUUUCAGGUCAGGCUUUCCAAGGCCUCCAACAUCUGAGGAGGUUCACUCUGCAAAAAUGCAACUUCACCAGCCUGCCAACCGAGGCCCUGUCCCACCUUCCCCAUCUGGUGGAGCUUCAUCUCCAUGUUCUCAACCUCAGAGUCCUCCACAACUAUUCCUUUCGGAAACUCCAUCAGUUGAAAAUUCUGGAGAUCAACCAGUGGCCUUUCUUGAAAAUUCUGGAGCCCCAAAGUCUUUCUGGCCUCAACCUCACUUCUUUGUACAUUGUCAGAUGCAACCUCCAUGAUGUUCCUUAUAGGGCCAUCAAGCACCUGGCCCAUCUCCGUCUCCUUGACCUCUCUUACAAUCCCAUCUCAAUGAUCCGUGGAAGGAAGUUGCUGGAUCUCUCCCGCCUCCGAGAGUUCCACCUUACGGGUGGCCGACUGGCCACGAUCCAAGCCAAUGCGUUUGAAGGCCUCGUCCAUUUCCGUCUCCUCAACGUCUCAGCCAACCAUCUGCAGACCCUUGAAGAAAGGGUCUUCCACUCGGUGGGGAACCUAGAAGUCCUUCGGCUGGACCAAAACCCCUUGGCCUGUGACUGUCGCCUCCUUUGGAUCUUGAAGAGACGACAGAGGUUGAACUUUGAGGCUCAGCUGCCCAUCUGCGCCACCAGCUCAGAAGAAGGAGGAGAGAAGGUCUUCCAUGACUUCUCCAGUGCUCUGGCACACCACUUCACCUGUCGGAAGUCUACGAUUGAGAAGAAGACCUUCCAGAAAGUGGUCGUUCACGAAGGGGAGGAGGCCAACUUGACUUGUAGCGGUGAUGGAGAUCCACCACCCAGUAUUUCUUGGGUGAACCCUCAAAACGUCACCUUAGACUCAACCGGCAAAGGCCGGUCAACCGUCCUUCCUGAUGGGACUCUUAAGAUUCUUUACGCCCUGCUUGAAGACAGUGGACUCUACCAUUGUGUUGCGAGCAACGCGGCCGGCAAUGAUUCUAUGAUAGCUUCUCUUCAGGUUCUUGUUCCUCUGUUCAACCAGUCCCUGGUCUGGAAGGACUUCGGUCUGCACAAUAAAACGAUGAUCUCCUCCAUCUUCUUCCUCCACGCCAGCAUCUGGCUGGGCAUCUUGACCAUCGGGAUUGUCCCUUUUCUCUGCUCCGUCCUCAUCUGCUUCACCUUCAUUUUCCUCUACAGCAGAGGCCGAGGGAAUGUCACUCACCAGGUGAUUCACGCCGAGACCCAUCUUUCCCGAGGUUACAAGGCCAUCGUGGGUCAACGAAGACCCUCUCCCAAAAAGCCACAAAGAACCUCACCCAAAAAGCCGAGAUGAACUCUUGAGGUGGCAGCUCUUCAAGUUCAUUCUUCUCCACCAAGAGGUUCAAGCAGAUAAAUCGAGGGGGGGGGCUGGCUGUUUGAGAAUUGCAAUCAUGUCUUUGGUUCACCCCAAUAUGCCAUCUUUCUGUCACCUGGAGUCACAGCUAGGAUAUAUAUAUAUAUAUUAAAAACUAGCAACGGAUUGAGUGACAUCUCCCUUGCCAUAUUUUUUUUUUAAAAAAAACUUAACUGCUCAUCAAACUUUUUUUUCCAAGGAAAUGACGAAUAGAGAAAUAAUUCUGUAAUUACAGGAAAAGAAGAUAUGAAUUCAGAUGUAACCAAAAUUCAGGGACUUUUGUCAACUCAGCCUGUUUAUUAAUAAAUACAUGCCAUUCUUUCUUGCACCUGAAA